This is a messenger RNA of Camelina sativa (false flax), 970 nucleotides long. Lineage: Eukaryota; Viridiplantae; Streptophyta; Magnoliopsida; Brassicales; Brassicaceae. The record is from RefSeq and is a predicted model, not a curated record.
AAAAAAGAAAAAUCCGAAAUCCAUGAAAUCGGGUCAACGAGAGAUAUACACAGAAGCGGCGGCUAUCGUGAGAUGACGAUGAAGGCUUCUUUCAAGGGAAAGUUCGAUGUCGACAAGAGCGGUGGCACUGCUUCGCUUGCCUUCAACGCCGGCAAUGUUAAGCUACGCGCCACCAUGACUGAUGCUGCUCUCGUCGCCGGCCCUAGCUUGAACGGUCUCUCUCUCGCCGUUGAGAAGCCUGGCUUCUUCAUCAUCGACUACAACGUCCCUAAAAAGGAUGUUAGGUUUCAGUUCAUGAACACAAUCAGAAUUGCAGAGAAGCCUUUGAAUCUGACUUACAUUCAUAUGAGAGGAGAAAACCGGACAAUUGUUGACGGGAGCCUUGUGGUUGAUCCGGCAAACAAGUUGUCUGCUAACUACACGGUGGGUACAAAGAACUGUAAGCUCAAGUACACUUAUGUUCAUGGUGGGAUGGCUACAUUUGAGCCUUGUUAUGACUUGUCUAAGAAUAUGUGGGACUUUGCGGUUUCUCGCAAACUUUAUGGUGGUGAUAAUCUCAAGGCAACUUAUCAGACUUCUAGUAAGCUGCUUGGUUUGGAAUGGUCGAGGAACUCCAAAACGACUGGAUCUUUCAAGAACAUCUGUUGGUGCCGAGCAUCGUGAAAGAAUGCCUAAAUCGAUUUUUAGAACAUUGUUCAUUAAGCAAGCCAAAAUUGGUUCCUUUUCCAGUCGUGUAAUUUAGCCGAGGAAUUGAAGACGCCAAAACUGACCGCAGAAACGACAUGGAACCUGGAAAUUUAGUUCCCACACAUCAAAAAAGUCUAUAUUCUUUCGGUUGUUUUAAUGUGGAUUCAAGUCUUGACAGAGGAAUCUAAAAAAUUUCUAGUCGUUCUGUAUUUAUUAUUGUUAAGACCAGACUAUAAUGACCAAAAAAAGAAAAAUAUUUAGGUUUAUCACUAAGUUGUCACCU